Messenger RNA from Gymnodraco acuticeps, 824 nucleotides. RefSeq lists its product as uncharacterized. Gene Ontology annotation, biological process: cell surface receptor signaling pathway; cellular response to lipopolysaccharide; immune response. Lineage: Eukaryota; Metazoa; Chordata; Actinopteri; Perciformes; Bathydraconidae. The transcript is spliced from 4 exons. Gene Ontology annotation, cellular component: external side of plasma membrane. The record is from RefSeq and is a predicted model, not a curated record. The coding region runs from base 100 to 786 and encodes 228 amino acids.
UCUGAUUCUGCAUCAAGACAGCCUCGUUGAAACACCAACUAGCUUCAUCGGACAUAUUCACCAUGAUAUGGCAGCUCUGUCAGCACUGAGGUCUCAAAUAUGUACAGGGAGAAGAUGAUCUUCCUCAUCCUGCUGCUCCUCUUCCUCACCCCCUGUGUCUCUGGAACAUUUGUAGUGAAUGUGACUCAGACUUCCUAUCAGGCAGAGGAGAACCAGAACAUCACCUUGGAGUGGACCUUCAGGUCCAGAAGAGACACUUCCCUCAGAUCCAUUUCUACCUUCUGUCAGCUUUAUACAUAUAUCAGACCCUACCUCCUGUUUCAUCUAAAUGAAGGUGAUGAACUCCCAGAGUCUCAGGAUCCACAGUUUGCUGGACGACUCCAGUGUGACAAAGACGUCCUCCCAGAAGGACGCCUCACACUUCAUGUCUCCAGACUCAGGACCAAUGACUCUGGGUUUUAUGUGUGUGACAUACUCGUCAGACCUGAUGGGAGUAACUCUAGGAGAUGCUGGCUCAACGUCACUGCUGCUGAAGAGCUCGAACCUCAGAGACCAUCAGAGAGUCCUCAAGCAGAGAGUUGGGCAGGUGUUUGGGUUACUGUUGGUGUGUCAGCAGCUGUUCUGGUUCUCUUUGUUGUCAGCAUUUGGAAAGUUUGUAUUCCUAGAUUUAAGAGAAGAACCUACAAUGCAGCCAUACAGAUGGGGAGUUUAUCAGAGGAACAAACCAUCAGGACUAACAUAUCUCCAUCUGAAUCUGAGCAUGAAGUGAGACUCUCCAACAUCUGAUUCAAGAGUCAGGAAAGAGCUCAGUGUAACCUCUGUAA